AUGGGGCUGUAGCUACCUGACUAUGAGAAUGGGGAUAUAAUGUCGCAUGGUUUGGAGGUACUGUCCAUGACUCUUACAGGUUUGGAGGUACUGUCCAUGAAUCUUACAGGUUUGGAGGUACUGUCCAUGAAUCUUACAGGUUUGGAGGUACUGUCCAUGACUCUUACAGGUUUGGAGGUACUGUCCAUGAAUCUUACAGGUUUGGAGGUACUGUCCAUGAAUCUUACAGGUUUGGAGGUACUGUCCAUGAAUCUUACAGGUUUGGAGGUACUGUCCAUGAAUCUUACAGGUUUGGAGGUACUGUCCAUGAAUCUUACAGGUUUGGAGGUACUGUCCAUGAAUCUUACAGGUUUGGAGGUACUGUCCAUGAAUCUUACAGGUUUGGAGGUACUGUCCAUGAAUCUUACAGGUUUGGAGGUACAGCUCACGAACACUACAGAUCGAAAGAACUUUACAGAUUUGGAUAUACAAGAGAAGUGCAAUUGACGUGGUUUGGGAUUAUGACCAAAAAAAAAAUCCCUCAAGGUUAAUUAUUUUUGUGCAACGCUGAGAGAAAAAUGGAUGUUAUACUAAAGAGACAAUAUGUUCACAAAGAUUAUUUUAUGUCGACCAGUGUUGACGUCGGUGAUUCAUGUUUUGUGUUGUGAGUUUCUCCGACUGGUAUAAUGCCCGUUUAGUAAAGUCUUAUAAGAUGUAGAAUAAUAAUAUCUAUAUUGUUUGAGUGUAGUUGUAUCUGAGAACAAUGUCAUCAGUGUGAUCUAUAGGGAACUUGUAGACGAUAAUGACCAGAAUACAGUAGUGGUACUUCUUAUUUUCUUUCUAUGUCUGCGGAGAGUAGCCCUAUAUAUUUCAGUAUAUUUAAGCAUGUUUUUUCACACGUACAUAUACCCAAGCUUGGCCACUUUCUUUUCUAUAUUGAUUUUGUUCAUUUUAGUUCUAAAAAAUUAUUAUCAGAAACUCUUGUUAAUGUAAUGGAAAUGUGUUCAAUCCUUAGUCAAAUUUUUUUGUACUACGUGCUCGUCAGAACACUCGGCCUUGCAUUCAUUUCUUUGCUUAUAUUUGCUGGAACUAAACAUCACUAGAUCAGUUUACUAACAUCACUAUUUAAACCCCAAACAUCCUUAUCAUACACAAAAACACAAUUUUACCCCAUGGAAUAUAAUUUAACAUUGUAAUUUAGCACAAAUUCAAUUGCCGUGUACUUACUUGAUGACACACACACACACACACACACACACAGGUGGUAAACACAAACCUCAUCGUUGUCUCCGUGUAGUGUAGCAGUGAUGAUGGACCCACAAAUUUGUCUUCCACACUACCACCCCUAAUUUCCUUACUUGAUUUACUUUGAACAGAUUAAUACUCUUGUGAUAAUGAAGAAUAAGUUUAGCACAUUCUAUGGUUUACAGUACACACACAUGUAUGAACAAUUACACCUAAGUUACACUCUUGUCAGCCAUUACAUUGUUUAUAACACACCUACACAAACUGAUGUAUAUAAUUCGUCCAUUUAUGCAUCACCAAAAGUACACCUAGACAUGUGAUAACAUCUAAAUCACUUACACUUAUAGUUCAUUAACUUGAUACACUUACUACUGCGUUUAUGUUAGACUCUCGCCAGCACUGUUACACCUCGACCAACAACUGUGUCAGGGUCUUCGGUCACACAGUAAUAGUUAUCUUACGCCACCGUCUAGUUUCUUCCAACACAUUGAUAAAUAUUCACAACAUUUGUAAUUUAACAUCAUAUAGUUAUGUGUAUUUGAAGUGAUGAGGAUAAAAGGAUUUUUUAGAAAUGUGAUCUUCUUAAGUAGUCGUUGUCUAAUUACUUUCAAUAUUGUAUAAGUGUACUUUUGAGGGAUGUCAGUGUUUUUUGUAACUAAUAUGCUCUCAAAGCUUUUGCGUAUUACUAGUAAGUAUUGCUUUUUAGGGGUGUGUACUGCACACACACACACACACACACACACACACACACACACAUACUCUUCAGUAACCACAAUCAAUACCGUUCUUGUAAUCAACAUACCUACGCAGCUCUUUAUCAUGUUCUUGUGUUCAGUACAAUAACACAUUUACAGGAUCAUUUAUUAUACUCUUACUGUGUUCAGCAUACAUUUCCUAGGACUCAUCUACCUACCGUGUUGUUCAUUCAUCAGUAAAUACAUCUUCCCCUAUGAACGUUCAGCUGUUCACACCAGAGUGUCUAGGUCAGCCUGAUGUGUAUAUUACUUAACAGUGUCUCGUGUAUAUCUCCUCUUAUUUCUCUAAUAACUUCUCAGUUCCACAGUUUCUAUACAGCAGUUCUAUGUUAUUCGGGGAUUUUCCUGUAGUUGCAUAAUGAAAGGUAGUGAAGCAAAGAAUCUGUAGAGGCACUUCUGUUGGACGUGCGCCCUCACGACGCACUCACAGGCGGCUGAUGCACGGUUAGGUGAUGUGUCUUGAGUGUAAACAAAUGCACCAACUUGAAUUAUGUUUGCUUUCUUGUCAUCUCACGAAAAAUUUUUAACACCAACAGGUAAAGACACCAGAGGCUAAACUAGUUAUGUUAAGCCACGCCCAAACGUCCAUUGUAAUCAAGGUGUGUCCAGGUACCUGAACGACAACACCACCAGAAGUCUGCAAACGAAAGUGGAUGAAACAUAUCACUAAAGGUUCACACUCAUGAGUAUCGUAACACUUGUGACAUCUACCAAGACUCUGCUCACAAGAACGGAUAUUGUAACCUUUUGGCGGUUUUCACAUCUACCGAGGCUGUCUAGCUUCUGAGUAUCGAUCCUAGUUUUCAACUCUAGAACAUAGCACCGAGGCAGCAGUUUGUGUGUACGGCUGUUAAAGUGUCUCCCGCCGAGUGUGUCGUGAGUGUAUACAGCCAACCAAGUGCAGCGCCACAAGUGUGAAACUAAAAAGUUGUCGCUGGUAGUGUGUCUGUCUGUUGAUCUUACAAGUGUCAAAUAGGCCCUUCCCCUUUUUCUGUUUCUUUUUUAGAAGUUUCAUCUCCAGCUAGAAGAAUCAAAACUUAGCAAGUGCUUUCAGUUACAAUCAAAGUUGCAACAUCAACACGAGCGUGACUGUCCAGGUCUGACAGUUUGAUGCUACAGCAACAGUCAACACAAGAAAGUACAAUGGUUUCAUGAUCAAAUUGACUGUAAUGACUGUAAUAGGGUUAGUGUUAAAAGCCCUCAGUGUGAGUUUUUCAUAAGCGAGGCACUGUGACGCUGUUCUAUUGGUCAUCUUGUGGAGGAGGGCCAACCUGUAAUGGACGUGCUGAACCGGAAGUAGAGGUGCCCGCCCGGAGGUCAAGAGGUACAAUAGGAAGCUGAUUUGCCCAACCUAAGGUAGAAGUGUCAAGCAAAGAAGUGGUGAAUCGGAAGUAUUGUUACGCAACCAGAAAUGACUGUGUUACCUCAGAGUAGUGGAUGGUGGUACGUCAGAAAAGUGGGUGGCACCUACUCUUAACGGGCGGCACCUCACACAAGUGGGCGGCACAUUUUAAAAUUGGGGUCGGCCCUCACCCUCCUCUCUCACAUAGGCCUAACCUCAUCUUAACAUUCCAUCAAUUUACUAAUAAACUUACAAAGAUUCA
Homarus americanus (American lobster) is the source of this 3583-nucleotide messenger RNA. RefSeq lists its product as uncharacterized. The coding region runs from base 40 to 486 and encodes 148 amino acids. NCBI's taxonomy places the organism in Eukaryota, Metazoa, Arthropoda, Malacostraca, Decapoda, Nephropidae. The transcript has 2 exons. The record is from RefSeq and is a predicted model, not a curated record.